This is a messenger RNA of Ostrea edulis (European flat oyster), 970 nucleotides long. RefSeq names its product shematrin-like protein 2. Bases 1 to 474 code for a protein of 157 amino acids. The record is from RefSeq and is a predicted model, not a curated record. The transcript has 3 exons. Lineage: Eukaryota; Metazoa; Mollusca; Bivalvia; Ostreida; Ostreidae.
AUGAGAUCCACAUAUUCCACCAUCGCUCUCGUGCUCGCCAUGGGUGUUGCCACUACACUGGCUGCAGGGUAUGGAUCCUCCGGGUAUUCCGGCUAUGGAUCCGGUGGAAGUGGAUAUGGUGGCGGAUAUGGAAUGUACGGAGGUGGAUCAUCCGGAUACGGAUCAUACGGGGGUGGAUAUGGAAGUUACGGUAGUGGAUAUGGAAGUUACGGAGGUGGAUAUGGAGGUUACGGUAGUGGAUAUGGUAGACACGGGAAAAAACACCAACAGACAAACACUGCUGUAUAUAUCCCAUACGCCGUCCCUGUGCCAGUUCAACAACCACUUCCCCCUCCACCCGUCAUGAAUCCUCUGAUGAUGGCUGGUGCAAUGGACAACCAAGACAAUGGACUCUUUGGAAAUGGAGCUAGUAGUCUACUCCUGUUGCUGUUCCUCAUCCCCCUGCUGUUUAAUACCACCACCAUCACGGGCUGAAUAACCAAUGGAUAAACACAUUUGAUCACCCACACUACGACCUUUGUACAUUGGUAUUAUAUCACGUGAUACGUGAAUGAGCACACACUGUCUGGCAACUUACCCCCUGUCAAUCACGAUUAUCUUCCUGUUCCGUGUGCUUUACACCUACCGGAAGAUUAUUGGCCACCUAAUGGAUCGUGAAGUUGUAAAUAGUCAUUAAAUUAAAUCAUGAAUUUUCAUAAAGCAUUGUUGUUUAGAUUUUAUUGACCCUAACCCUUUUUUUAAUUUGGCAAGACCAAGGUCAGCAAAGGUGGUGAUACAGAUGGACGCUUUACAUACAAGUGUAGUAUUACCCAUAUUGAACAGUGCUGAGUAAACUAAAUACGUUUGGUGCAAUGUGCCCUCUGUUGAGAAAAUGGGCAUAGGUUCUUCUGAAAGUACAUUUUGCAUUUGUCAAUAUUAUUGACGCUUACUAGGUCCACGCCUGUAAAAUCGUAUCAAUAUUUCAAAGCAA